GAUUUAUCCUAUAAUUUACUCUAUUCCUAUAAUCCUGGUUCUUGAUCCGAACUUCUUCCCAUCUAAUCAGAAACCUGUCCUAAGGAACUGGAGUGCUGUUCAAGGAGAGAGACCCAAAGAUGGAAGUGGCUUGCAUACUUUACACAAUCUAUUUAAAAGCAUAUUCACGUGGAACAGGGUGAUAUUUGGACUGGUCUCAGGAUUGGUUUUCCUCUUUUGUACUGGUCUUUUCUACUGUUUAUAUGAGUGGGAAUUCCUACACGAGGCUCUGUUGUACCAUCUUACUAGAACUGAUCCAAGGCAUAACUUCUCCAUCUAUUUCUAUCACAUAUAUCUUCAUUAUGGGUAUGAUACUUCAGUGGUGGAAAAGCUUAUCUCCUUUUUGCCCCAAUUUUUGGUUCAGCUGGUUCUUAUCUUCUGCUUUGCUCAAGAUUUGCCAUUUUGCAUAUUUGUGCAGACCGUGGCCUUUGUGGCAUUCAAUAAGGUGAUUACAGCCCAGUAUUUUGUUUGGUUCUUUUGCUUGUUGCCCCUAAUACUUCCUUGGAGUAAAAUGAAACUUAGAUGGGAUGGGUUAUCUUGCAUUCUUUUGUGGAUUGGGGCUCAGACCCAUUGGUUGAUGUGGGGCUACCUGCUUGAGUUCAAGGGUAAAAAUGUCUUCUUGCAGCUUUGGGCAGCAAGCUUACUGUUUCUAGCAGCCAACAUAUACAUCCUUGUCAUGAUUAUUCGUAACCAUAGAUAUGCUUCAGUUUUCAAAGCUUUAGAGUAUGCUAACUCCAAGAAUGCAGCUAAGCUUGAGUGA
This is a messenger RNA of Vigna radiata var. radiata (mung bean), 799 nucleotides long. Its product is annotated as GPI mannosyltransferase 1-like. The record is from RefSeq and is a predicted model, not a curated record. The transcript has 2 exons. The annotation marks the transcript as partial. Lineage: Eukaryota; Viridiplantae; Streptophyta; Magnoliopsida; Fabales; Fabaceae. Gene Ontology annotation, biological process: GPI anchor biosynthetic process. Gene Ontology annotation, cellular component: membrane; glycosylphosphatidylinositol-mannosyltransferase I complex. Gene Ontology annotation, molecular function: alpha-1,4-mannosyltransferase activity; GPI mannosyltransferase activity.